CUCUGGGCAAGUCCAAUGCUUUGCAGCGCGAUGCACCUUCCGUGGCCUUUGCCGCCAAAUGAAAGAUCAAUUGAUGACAUGCUAGUGCCAGAGAUUAUAGUACACUCACUGUAAACCAUGGAAGGCGCUCUUGUCUGCCUUUCUGAGAAGCCCCGUCUUACUUUCUGGUCCUCCCUCUGCUGUGGGAGCAGUCAAUUAGCCUCCCAUUCCGAUCAGGCCUUCGACGAACCUUUGUCAUCUUCAUCACAAUCUCCCUUGGUGGAGCUAUCUGGCCAGGAAAGCAGAAAUGGGCAUGCAGGCUCCAAGGUUGAGCAAGAAGAAAUCAAGCAUGCACUGCUUAGGGAGGAUGGUAGUGAUGCUGCUGAGGCAGCAUUUGAGCACAAGCUGCUGGUAGGCAGCCGAGAGGAGCUGACCAGGCUUGUCCGGGAAAGGGGCCCUGCGUGCUGCAUUCUCUGGGUGCAGGGCAAUGCUCAGAAGCAUGCACGAAGAACCAGGCAAAAGGAGACUGCCUGGAGUUGGAAGUGGCGCAGGAGGUCCUCCAAGGUGGCCAUUGAGCCAGGCUACAAAGUUGGACCUGCCUCGGACGAAUCCGGACGAGCUGCGGACGAUUCCGCAAUAGAAGUGGGAAGCAGUGCAUCUGAAGAAGGGCAGGUCUGGGUCUCGUACAGACUGCGGUCUGAUGAGGUGUACCAUAGACCAGUCUUCAGCGGCAUCAAGGCCAGGGUUUUGGAGGAACAUGACACAGGGGUGAUCGGAAGCAAUCAUAGCACAACAGAGGCCGCGUCGAGUCAUGGCUUUCCAAGCCCGGACAAGAGCGGCGAGCUCCGUACGAUUGGCGGGCAUUCUAGUUCCAAGGGAGCUGACCUUACGCGCAAAAGGCGCGUGGGAGUGUGUGGGGAAGAAGCAUACGAGCGAUUACGAACCGCUUUGACGCCAGGGGGGUUUGUGGACCAGCUGCAUGGGGUUCUCGCUAACCUGGUUCUCAACCCAGCUUUUUUGGAGACUGAUGCGGGCCACCUGGAUUUGGGGGACGGCGCUUGGGAGGGUGUCGUGUUUGACGGGGAGUGCAUUCACACCCUUCCAGUUGGCAGGGGUGGCCAAGAGGUUCAGAUCGACUGGAAAGAAGGGAAGGUGUUGGCAGAUGGUGAGCGGAAAAGACAAAAGGCUGGCCGGGAUUCAAAUCUGGUUCCGGGGUCCUUGCCGGUUGGGGGAGGGCGUGACCGGCGACCUCCGGAUAAGAACCAGGUUACGGACCAGGUCGGUCAGAACCAGAGUCAGGACCAGGCGAAAGCUGGCAGAAAUUCUGGAUCUGGGGUAGCGAGCUCCCUGGCAAUUGAGUCCCUGGCGGCGCUGAGAGUCGCAUGCGCCUCCACCCCAAAAGAGCGCUGCGCGCUGUCGCAGCUCGCUAGCCACAUUCCUGCCCUCAAGGCACGGGGAAUUAUCACCAUGCUGGAGGCGGUGAGAGAGGACGAGGCACUGCUGGGGGGGGUGACGGGUCCCCUGAAUAGUGAGGGGGAUGGCGGAAGCGUGCGAAACAAGAGGAGAGCAGCGGAAGGUCGGGAGCCUGGGGGAUUCUGCUCGAACGGGGGUGCGGUGAGAGGAAUAACAGCGGGCGAAAAGCGGGAAGGGGAAGUUUCGGAAGCCUCAGAAUUUCAAGAGCCGGUGGGGGCAGAACAUUCGGAAGGAAGCUCAGCCGGGAAGAAGUCGAGCUCUGGGAUCAGCUCGGAACGUCCAAUGGCGCCACCGGUUGCGAGCUCGGAACGGAGCGCAAAGCAAUUCCGGACGCGCGCGGAUCGAAAAGGGGCGGCGGCGCGCGCGCUCAAUGCGGCAAUGCGGGAGCGGGUGUCGGUCAGUCUGCUGAAGCGCGCAGCAUGGGUGGAUCAAGGGGUUUUGGCGGCGCUAGCGGGGGCGGUGUUUGACGGGGAGCUAUUUCAGAGGCUGUGCCAGGAGCGGGCUCUUUUGGCGGAAGUCACGGGUGGCGGGGGGGUGGACUCAAGGUCUGCCAGGAGUCGAAGGGAAGGGGGGGUGAGAGGAGAGCGACGGAGCGGGGCGGAGACUGCACGGACAGCAGUGGUCGUGGAUGAAGAGGACGAGGCGCGUUUGGUCGAGUACGUGGCGGCUCGUUGCUGCUGGCUCGUGGAAGCGUCCGCAGGCAAGGCGACCCGCCUCCUCGGACGGCUCGUCGCGUCCAAACUCGAAGAGCUGACGUCGAUGCUGACGUCGCGCACGGGUCAAGAAGAGCUCUCGGGCCCCGUCCGCCGCGUCGUCAGCUUCCUCUGCGCCCUCCAGCGCGCGUCUCCGUGGACAACAAGGCCUCUCAUCCAAGCCGGAGCCGUGCCCGCCCUUUUUGGUCUGUACGGACAGCUCUCCGCGGGCGCUUUCGGACCGUCCGGCAUUCACGUCACGUCCGACCGUCCGAGAGAGGGCCCCGACGGCUCCCUAUUGCCUGGCUCGGUGAAUCGUACCGGGCCAAACAGAGCGGGAAAGCUGGGCAGAAAUCUGCGGUCGGGGGGCCAAACUGGCGGCCAUCGGGAUGAAGCCCGGCGUUCGGACGUCAACGGAAACGGUGCGGAAUUUCGGACGGUCGGAAGCAAAAGCGUCGAACGGGAAAGCUUGAGAAACAAGGUCCUGAGCGCGUUGCUGUGUUUGCUGACACGUGGCACGCCGCGGUUGGCGCUGGAGGAGGGGGCGGUGGCGGGCUGGAUGCGGGCGUUAGUGGACGGAAUGGUUGGUUCCGUUCUCGCAGCGGAAGAGGGGAGCCGCGGAGAGGCGGCCGGAGCGCGGCGGGAGCGAAGCGAACAGAUUGAAGGAACGCAUCGAAGCGCGGCACAGGACGUUAUUGUCUGCACCGAUUCGACGAUGAAAAUCGUGAAGCGGCUAGACGAGCUCGGGGCGGCCGCUUCUGAGGCUCUUUGGAAAGAGAUGAACGGGCGCUUAGCAGCCGGCUUGGGGCUGUUCACACUUGAGGCAGACGGUCUGGGGAAGCUGCCCGAAAGGAGCAGUGGGAAAAGCCGGGCAGGGGCGGAAAAGCAGACGGAAUCUAGCAAGGAAACGGCUGAAGUGAAAGCGGAAAGAUCCGAGAACGGGGACGCUAGUCGGGGGCAGGUUUGCAAGGAGGAGACGAGGGAAGCUAUUGAGGUUGCGCGGGGCGGAAAAGAGCUGAGGGCCCUUUUCCGAGUUCUCCGGGAGCUGUUACAUGGGUCCGGUGGCCACAGAUUAGCAGUUGAGAUAGUGGGGCGUUGUGGAGAGAGUCUACUCGCGGGGGGUCGCUUCCUGGCGGAAAUUGUAAACGCGCCGGGCAGCACGGAGCGUCCGAAUGUCGCUGCAGACCGUCCGGCGAUCAUUCCAGACCGUCCGGUGACACCAUCGGACCGUCCGGCGGUCGCUCUGGACCGUUUGACGACGUCCUCCGACCGUGUGAAGGCUGCUCCAGAGUUCUUCUCCAAACAAUCGGAUCGCCCAACAAGCGGAGCUGAAAUGGAAAUUGCGGCUGCGUCUUCUGAAGUGCCAGAUUGCGCAUUUGCAUUCCCGCUGGCGUCGCAGCUCGUGAUCCCGUACGUCGACCUUCUCGCCGCCGUCAUGGGUUUGAUCCCUAAGCGGCCCCGGUUAGAAGCCCCGGCCGCGUGUGAGCCGCUCAGGAGCAGGGCAGAGUGCCCGGUAGAGCUAGCUGCGCUUACCGAAAAGAGCUCUGGUGGGUUGGAAGGGGAAAAGUCACCCACUGUGACGAGUAGGGAAAAAGCUUCGGAUACUGGAAAAGCCGAGUUGAACGAAGAGGGCUCUGGAGAGUUAAGAGGGGAAGAAACAGCCACCGUAUCGAGUGCGGGAGGCGCGUCGGAAAGCGGAACUGCGGAAGAGCGGAACGGCGCCGAUGUGCUGUCUGGGUUUCUGCUCGAGGCUCUCGGAGGGGCCAAUCUUGGCGGGGGUGGAGAGCUGGGUGCUUCGUCAGGGGGCGAUGCACCAGCCAAAGUGGCCGGGAAAGGAUUCCCUGGAACCUCCAAGCAACCACGCUCGGUUGCUUGCCUGGUGCCGUUUGCCGUGGACUGCCUGACCGGAACGAGGAACGGAACUGAGACUGAAGCGGAACGGAGCAGAGGAGAUCCAGACACGGUGCAAAAGGCUGCGGACAUCGUCGGGAGCGUCCGGCGGUUUCUAGAGCAAUCGGUGGAGGAAACUCAGGGCGGCAGAGGAGGGUGGAUAUGGGCGGUGUUACUGCCCUGGUUGGAUCCCGAAGGAGGAGCCGCCCUCAGAAUCCUGCGACGGGAUGCGAACGACGUUUUGCAGAAAGAGGUUCUCUUGUUGGUGGAGUUUGCCUUCAGCUUGGGGGCCGUUUCUAAAGCCGAUGAUCCAGAACAAGCCGCUCGGGGCUUUUUAGUUCCGGCGGAAGGCAGCCCGGUUUUAAUAAAUGGCCCCCCCAACCCCUUCCACGUUCCUCUUUUCACCGACGCCUUCCUGGAGCACCACGUGGCCGCCGCUCUGCGACUGCUGACGUCACCCCAAUCGGACGCUGCCACGUGUCCCAGUCCACCCGGGCUGGCUUCCCGGUGCCAGAUGACGUCAGCGGAGCUUUGCGCGCUGCACUUGCGGGUGGUGACGGCUAUUGCCCGGGGAAAAUUACCGGGCGCUGUUUCGAAGCUGUAUCAGCUCGGCGUGAUGGGUCGGUUGGUGGAGCAGAUUGGCCUGGAGCACGAGUCGACUCUGGUCGCCCUGCCGUCGCCCCUUUCAGGGCUGAAAAGAAGCGCGAUUAGCCUGAAAUUGGGCGACGGUCUGGCAAGCAGGGGACAAAACGGGGAAUUGAACAUCUCGUUGGACAAACCGAAAGCGGGUGCAGUCUUGGAGGAGGGGGGAGAAGAGGGAUUGGCAGAGAAACUCAAGCACGACUUGGAGAGCGAAAAAGGGGGCGACCAAAGAAAGGAAGAGAGGGUGGAUAUAGCGAAGUAUUCCGCCAGGAGCGUAACGGAUGCUAGGGCGUCCGGGGGAAACGUUACACCAGUGGUGCCGCGACUCCGUCUCGGCACGCUUCAGUCUCCAACGACAGGUGUCAAGCCGUUGAGUCCCAUCAAGGCGACAGCUGGCAAGUCGGCCCGCCUCGCGAGCCCCGGAAAAGCUCGCGCCUCUAGUUCCCGGAGGGGUUCCCUCGGCGACAAGGAGAACGUCGCUGUGGACGGCACUAGAGCGGUGGGAGAAAACGGCGGCGGCUCGGGAACGAGAGCGGGCGUAAAACUGCCAAAGCUGGCCCUUUCAAAGCUGCCGGCAAAUGGCGACGGGGGCGGUGCGAAGUCUCCUAUCCGGGGGGUUCUCAGCCCGGGCGAUUCGGGGGGGGUGCAGAUGAGCGCGUGGAGCAGCCGGCUGUACGCCAAGGACCCAAGCCGGAAGCACCUCCUGAGCCCGGUUCCGGCUAUCCCAGAGCGGAACUCAGCGGAGUCCGUUCUCGCGACCGGAAAAGCCAUAUCUGCUCGAGGGGCUCGCAGCCGGAGGGAGCCGUUGCCGAGAAGUCUGACGGCCAGGGUUUCGCUUCCUUCGCAAGAAGCCGUAUUAACACCGCUGUCCGCUCGUAAGCCGGGCGCGGGAUCGGUGAGCUCUCGAAAGGACACGUGGCACGAUCUGAACGACGAGGUGGAGCGCCAGAUGGGCGUAUCGGACCCCUCGAGCGAUUCCGACGCGUCCGACGGAACCUGUUCGGACUCAGAGCCCGAGGGAGAUCCCCCGCUGGCCGUCGUGCCUCUGCGCCACAGUGACGUCGUCCGGCUCGAGAACGACGUCGCGCAUGACGUCAUUGGGGACAAGAUUCGGUCCACGAUGAGCCUCGAGAGCAGCUGCAGCAACGUGUGGGACGACGACGACAAGGAGAGCUCGUGGGAGAGCCGUUCGAUGGGCAGCGCGCGGAUCGCAGCCGUCGGAUUGGGCGGCGCGCAAAUGACGGCCGUCGCAUCGGCGCCCGCGAAACGAUCCGAGCCGUUCAUGGCGCGAGUGGAGCGGGAAGCGUUAGCCGGGGCUUUGAACGCCUCUGCCUUUGCGGGCGAAGAGGGUCGGACUUUUGGGUUAGGAAAGCUGGGAACUGAGGCCGGUGUAAAACCUGUCAGGAUUGAAAACUUGGGGGCUGUGGAGGGCGUAAAGGCUCUGGGGUUGGGAAAGGAGGAAGAUCCGGUUGGUGUGAAAACCCUCAACGCGCGGCCCGUCCCCCGCUUGAAGCUCCCGCUCGCGGCGCGGAAGGACCAGACACACAAGGACCCGCACCACGCCGCGCCAGCGGGCGGUUGGGUCAGCGUAACCAAACCCGUGACCGAGGUCGCUAACCCGCCUCUAAACGGCGCCCCUGUUUCUGAAAUUGGCGGCCGUUCCGAAAGCGGAUUCGGUCCCGUCCAGUCUGAAGUUAAGCCGACCUCUCUAAAAGGUUUAUCAGGGCCCAUCGACAAGGUGCCGAAGCUGUCCCUGCCAACGCGGGACGGACACGUGUCAGCAGGAGAGAGGCCGGAAGAACGCGGCUCGGGAGAUGGGCGGUCGGUCCGCGAGGCGAAAAGGAUUGCCGCGCACUACGAGGCGCGGCGCGCGGGGCGGAUGCUGUACCGCGAGGAGGGGCUCCACGUGGCGGUCCUGGAGCUGAUACUGUGCAUGAUGACGUCAGCGGAGGGCGACCUCGAACCGCUGUACUCCGACAACCUGCCGACUGCCAACCGCCGCCUCAACGCCCCCUUCUUCCUCUUCCACCACCUGAACCACCCGGCGAACGCGCAAGCCCUCCAAACCCUGUGCGCGCGCGCGCGUGCCCUGGGCGCGCCCGCCGAGCGCAUCCUGCGCCUCACGUGCCAGCGCCUUUUCACACCGGGGGCGUUUCCCACCGAGGGCCGGCAGCGGAUCGCGGAAGGGGCGUCGGCGCACGUGGUGCGCUGCCGGGCGCCGGCUUAUAUACGGAGGACGCCGGGUUAUGGGGCAGGGCGGGCGUCUGGGGAGCUUAACCCGGCUUUAGAAAACGGGUUAGAGGAGCCUGUAUGGGUUGCGCUGAAGAUGGUUAACGUGCCGGGGAGUGUUCACGACCCGUGCGUCUUCCACGACCUCUACUCCGAGGUCGCCAUCCUCGAGAAGCUGAAGGGGGAUCCCUCCGCCUGCCAGCUGUACGACUACGGCGUCGACGAGAACUGCUACUACCUCGUCCUGAAGCACUACCCGUGUAGCCUAAAGGAAUGGCGCCUCAGGCGUGAAUUCAGGCCCGCCGCAAAAUCCUCUAGAGGUUCAGCGGAACCCUCUAGCGGUGCCGCCGGCCAAGGAACCUCUAGCGGUUCGGCGGAACCGUUUAGAGGUUCCCACGGGCGGCAGGAGCUGGGGCUCUACUUAGAGGUUUUCGCGGCGGUUCUAGAGGCGGCGAGUAACGUGGCGGAGAAAGGGAUCAUCCACUUCGACCUCAAGUGCGACAACGUUCUGCUGGAGCCGUUGCCGGGGGUCUCGGAAGAGCGAUUCUGGGGCCCCCCCCUAAGUUGCGGCAGCUCAGCCGUCGAUUCUUCACUCAUUGAGGCUACAGCCGUUGAUUUCGCGACUGAUCCGUCCUCAGCCGUACAGACAGCAGAGAACCGCGAAUUAGAAAUGAACCCGGUUCAGUCCAAGCAGGGAAACCCCUCCAAGGCACCCGUUUUAGAACCGGCCCCCCGAUCCCGAUCUGUACAUAAGUUCCUCCGAAGGCUCUCUUCUAAACCGUCCAACCGGGCCCUUCAAACGGCAGUCCAAAGUCAGGUGCUGAAUCCAGUUUCAGAAAUCCUCCCUUUGAGUCACCCAGCAAUCCCGGUUAGCGACGGGGUUAAGCCGCGGGGUUACGCCCUGCCCUUCCGAGUCGUUCUGGCGGACUUUGGGCAGAGCAAGAUCUGCCGUCAGUCUGACGUCAGCGGGGGCGUCACCGUCCGCAAUCGUGGCACGGAGUUUGUGAAGAGUCCUGAGAUGCUCACGGUGUUCCACGCGGCGCGGGCCUCCGAAGCGGGGGGACCGAAGAAAUUGGGUGCCGGCAAAGAGAGCGACGUGUGGUCGCUGGGCUGCUUGCUGUACGAGUUGCUCGUGGGCGAUUUCCUCUUCUACGACGAGGACUGGGUGCGCUUCUUCAUCCGGGUUACGUCCGCUAACCAGGAGCUCAUCUCGUCAGAGAAGGCUGCGAAGCUCGGCAACGAUCCGGCGAUCCUGGAUUUUCUCCGGUUCGCACUGGUGCAAGACCCGUCGAAACGCCCUUCCCUUGCGCAACUCGUAUCCAGAUUCGACGGCGUCCGUGCCGCACACAAGGCACGGUAG
Klebsormidium nitens is the source of this 8265-nucleotide messenger RNA. Lineage: Eukaryota; Viridiplantae; Streptophyta; Klebsormidiophyceae; Klebsormidiales; Klebsormidiaceae. The record is from the annotation of a GenBank genome assembly.